UCAGUUUCACAGUCGCUAUAAAUAUAUAAAUAGGGCACAUUUUCUCCUAGACCUUGACAGAGUGCUUCAGAGCUAGUGCAAACUCUUGGUCAAAUGAGUUCACUGUGAAUCUGCAAUCAGUCUUUCAGAAGAGAUCAGAAGAAUUUGUUUGCAGUCACAUUGUAAAGUUGCAGCAGGACCUUCCCUUUGUCAUAACGGAAUUGGUGCCAACAAUGGAUAAUGAUUCAGACACAGUGAAGUUCAGGUAUGCCUGAUGCUGCUCCUGGCAUGCCCUCCUGCAUUCUUCAUUGAACCAGGGUUGACCCACCGAUUUUAUGGCCUGUACUCUGGCACUGAUCCUCAAACCAGCCCACCGGCUUUCCGUCUCCAAUACUGACCGCCCUCUCUAAUUGGUGUAAAUGAGCUUGUUCACCAGUCCUUUGCUAUCAACGUUCACUUUUGUACCGGUGACUGACAUUGCGAAGAUCCUGCUGACUACGCCAAUUGUUGUGGUAAAAAUGACCGCUCUCAAGUUUGUGAGUUUCAUGUAAGCAAAGAUUUUACUUCAGGCACUUCCAAGGGAGAGAACCUUAGCCAGCCAAGAAAUCUGUCUCCAUGAUACAAGUGUUACAGGAGAAAGAAGACCAUGGAGAAUGUUAAGCAGCAUCUCAUCAAAUUCGGUGUUUAUAAAGAGAAGGUUACAGGAUACAUCAUGAAUCUACGAAGGAUUGCAGAUGGUAUUGACAGUUUUCACAAAGAUGCCACCAUUGCAAAUGUCACAGGGUCAUCUGUAGGUAUUGUAGGAGGAGCUCUGAGCAUCGCUGGAUUAAUUGCUGCUCCUUUCUCAGCAGGAGCCUCAUUAAUCCUCACUGGGGUGGGUUGUGGUGUUGGCGUAGUUUCUGGAGCCACUAACGUUGCAGCCAGUGUUUCUGAUACUGUUAAACAAAAAAAUAACCUGGAGACAGUAAAGAGCAUUAUGGAAGAAUAUCAAAAAGAGAACAAAAUUAUGUCAGACAGUUUAAACAAUGUUCGCCAGGCAAUUGAAUCAUGGAUUAAAGGUGGUGAGAAAGACAUACCACAAAAUAUUUUUGUCGGUACGUCUGCGGCUGUCAUGAAAAGCUUGAGUACUGUUAGUCUGGUGUCCUCAGUAGUGACCAAAAGCAGUUUAAGAGCACUCAAAGCUGCUUCAGGAGUUCUGGCAGGGCUCCUCGUGGUGUGGGAUUUCUAUUCUAUGGUGUCAGAUGCAAAGGAUCUUUACAAAGGAAGCAAGACUGAAAUUGCCAAAAACAUACAUGAAGCAGCUAAAACUAUAGAGGAGGAACUGAAUGAAUAUGAAAAAGUUGACAGUGAGCUGAAGAAAACUUUCACAUUUCAAUAAUGGCUGAGAGGUGGAAUCUGUCAAUAUUCGAAACAACUCUCCCUAAAUUAUUAGAAACAUUUCACAUUCCUUGUGGAUGUAAGUAAUCAUCAGAUUUUAGUUUAACUUGACCAUUUUUAGACCACUCUCAUUUUGUAUCCACUGUAACAAAUUGGCAAGGCCAAGGAAGCCAUUUUGAUUCUAACAUAGGGCUAAAGAAGACAUUUUGAAUUCUGCAUUCUGUACAAACAACUGUAUUAAUCAAAACUACUCUAUUAAGAUAGUCACCAGUCAGAAAUAAUGAUUGAGCAAGUAGUGAGCCUUAAUUGAGUUACAAUUAAUGAUCUAGUGAUGAAUCAAUAAAUAUAUUAGAAAGACUGGGUUUAACUUGAAACUUUUCGCUGCAAGCUUGUUACAGUCGCUUAAUAAUUGUAAGUCUCUGUACAGUCUAUGAAGGAAUAUUUGUUCAGAUACGAUGUGUUAAGGUCGAAAAGUGUACCAUGGCCUUAGAAGGAAUUGGGUUUUAAGUAACAUUAAUUGAAGUUUAUGAAUGCAAGUUGUACAAAAUCAGAUAGAAAUUUUGAAGCAGUCCUAUUGUUUUCUUGUCUGCCUUAAUGAAGACAGAUGGCAUAUGUAAUUGGAAACCAAUUAAACCAACUUUGCAACAAGAAGGACCAAUUAUUAAGUGUGAACAAGCCCAACUCUGAUAUGAGGUAAUGAUCACUUGGGGAUUAAAAGCAGAGGUUUGAAGAGAUUUCUUUGCUAGCCAAGUACUGAAGACUCCUGAGGCAGAAUUCCAAUAGAAUUUACGUCAAAGAAGGAAUUCUGAGAGCGCUCCGCUUCCACGGAAUGAUUACCAAAUGAAGUUUCAAAAGUCAUUCUUGUUAAGUUUAUCUUUUUCCUUUAAUAAACUUUUUUAAAAUUUA
Messenger RNA from Carcharodon carcharias (great white shark), 2262 nucleotides. RefSeq names its product apolipoprotein L3-like. The record is from RefSeq and is a predicted model, not a curated record. Gene Ontology annotation, molecular function: lipid binding. Bases 626 to 1357 code for a protein of 243 amino acids. NCBI's taxonomy places the organism in Eukaryota, Metazoa, Chordata, Chondrichthyes, Lamniformes, Lamnidae. Gene Ontology annotation, biological process: lipoprotein metabolic process; lipid transport. Gene Ontology annotation, cellular component: membrane; extracellular region. The transcript is spliced from 6 exons.